Messenger RNA from Penicillium subrubescens, 765 nucleotides. RefSeq lists its product as uncharacterized. The record is from RefSeq and is a predicted model, not a curated record. The coding region runs from base 1 to 765 and encodes 254 amino acids. The transcript is spliced from 2 exons. Lineage: Eukaryota; Fungi; Ascomycota; Eurotiomycetes; Eurotiales; Aspergillaceae.
AUGGACGCCGUUAACAAAGUCGUCAAUGCAGCCACGGCUGCUCUCUGGGGUGACGGCAGCACAGCCCAACAGCAGACCACACCACACGGCGAAGAGCCUAUCGCCGGUGUCCAAGGCAAGGGUAACUUCAACGACCCAUUCGACGCCGGUAACCGCGAAGAACAACCUCAAGCACCACCAUCAGACGGAAACACCGCUCAACAAGAGCCGCGUCUAGACGGCGCAAAGACAGAUCCAACCCGCAAGGAUCUAAUCGCGGAUAUAAAGACCGACAACGACGUCGAUCAAGAGAAAACUAGCCCCACCGCACCAAUCCUCGCACCAUCGACUUUUACUUCUCCUGCCUUCUCACCUGUCCCUGUAACGGGAGCAGCAGCAUCGUCAAGCGCGACACCCGCCGAAGCAGGUGGAAGUCGUGCCGCCGUCACCGGCGAGCCUAAGACCACUGAGCAUGAGCAGCGUACCACUGAAAGCACCUCAGGGCAGAGUAGCCAGGUCCCUCACCCGGCUAAGCACCACGAGGCGAGCGAGGAGGCACUCAAAGGUCCGCAGGGCCCGGCGCCCUUUUGUGCGGAGGACUUUGAGAAGGAGGCCAAGGGGAUGAAGCCCGUGAAGACGGGUGGUGGUCCGGUUCAAAAUGGGUCGUCGAAGAGUAGUGAGAAGACUUCUCAUGGGAAUGGGAAUGGGAAGCAUAGCCCACUGCAUAAGAUGAAGGAGAAGUUGAGUAAGGUUGUGCAUCCUGGUCAUGGUAGUCACAAGGCAUAA